AUGACGUUUAUAUACGUUGAAUUAACCAUGUUGACAUCACCGUCACUAUGUGUUUUCAUUGUACUUACAAAUAUGCUGAUAUUAUGUCUGUGUUUUCCUGGUAAAAUAUUGGGCCCUGGAAUUCCUAUAUUUAAAAAGUUGGAGCCCUGCAAUCCGCCUACAUCGGAUAUUGAUAUAUCAGUGACACAAAGGAAAUUCAAUCGAUCCACUAAUGUGUUUGAUGUAUCCAUCAUAACUCCGUGGCCACUGGGAGACGCCAUCACUUUGGAGUUGUCAGUUUCUAUAAAGAAAGAAGGAGGGUACAAACCAGGGUACUACUACUUAAAAGAUACAUUUUGCACUAUCAUAAAAACUGUUUUCAACGAUGUGUUCAAAACAUUUUUAGAGGCCAUAGAAGUCGAAGACUGUCCUAUACCAAAUGGCACGUACAAAGUUAAGGAUUUUUAUUUGGACAAUCAAGAAAUGCCAAAGGAUGUCCUUUAUGGGGAAUAUAAGACAGAUGCAAAAUUUUACAGGAAUGAAGUACUUAUAGGAUGUAAUGUGGUGUACAUGGAUUUCGAACCCAAGGAUUAAUUGUAAAAGUGUCACCAAC
Cydia amplana is the source of this 592-nucleotide messenger RNA. RefSeq lists its product as uncharacterized. The transcript has 4 exons. The record is from RefSeq and is a predicted model, not a curated record. NCBI's taxonomy places the organism in Eukaryota, Metazoa, Arthropoda, Insecta, Lepidoptera, Tortricidae. The coding region runs from base 1 to 573 and encodes 190 amino acids.